AUGGCCUACGGUAUGUUGCACGUCGUCAGGCGCCUCCCCAAGAACGCACUGAAGACAAGGCCGCCGCCAGACGGACGGCCCAGUUCGAGGUCAACAACGAAACACGAAGGGCCCACAGGGGGAACGAGACCGCCUGUCCAAGGAGGGGAUUGUCAACAGUUGCUACGUCCUUCCGUUAGUACGAUAUCACUUUCUAGUUCAUCCAAUAGAAGGUCUUUUGAUCAAUGUCGCUAUUUUCAAACAAGUGCAAUCCUCUGGGAAGAACACGUUUUAAAGACACCAGCUUUUGCUGAUUCAGUAUCCGAAGGUGACAUGAGAUGGGAAAAAAAUGUUGGCGACACAAUAGGAGUAGAUGAAGUUGUUUGUGAAAUCGAAACAGAUAAAACUUCAGUUCCUGUCCCCUCACCAGUCAACGGAAUUCUUGCAAAGCGACUUGUUGAAGAUGGUGCUACUGUCAAAGCUGGACAAGAUUUGUGUACAAUUACAAUCACGGAAGGAGGACCUGCACCAGCCAAAGCAGCUCCUAAAGUUGAAGCUGCUCCUAAGGUUGAAGAUACCCCUAAAGCUGCUGAACCAGUACCACCUGUGCCUGUAGCAGCAGCAGCUGCUGCCCCUGUUCCUGCAACACCUCCCCCACAAGUAUCACAGCCCCCACCACCAAGAGUAGCUGCACCACCGGCAGCUGCCCCUAAAAUGUCUCAACAACAAAUUGCCACUGUUAAAGUACCACCAACUGAUCCCACCAAAGAGAUAGCUGGAACCAGAUCAGAACACCGUGUUAAAAUGAACCGAAUGCGAUUACGUAUUGCCCAACGAUUGAAGGAUGCUCAAAACACUAAUGCCAUGUUGACCACUUUUAAUGAGAUUGACAUGAGCUCGAUCAUGGAUUUCCGUAAAACCAACCUUGAUGCUUUUCAAAAGAAACACGGUUUGAAAUUAGGGUUUAUGUCUGCAUUCUUAAAAGCGUCUGCUUAUGCCCUACAAGAUCAACCGUUGUCAAUGCCUGUAAUAGAAGGCAAUGAAAUUAUCUACAGAGAUUAUGUUGAUAUAUCCGUAGCUGUAGCAACUCCUAAAGGUCUAUUAGUGCCUGUCGUGCGCAAUGUACAAGAUAUGAAUUAUGCAGAUAUUGAAAAAACCAUUGCUGCUCUCAGCGAAAAAGCGAAGAGAGGUGCUAUCGACGUUGAAGACAUGGACGGUGGUACUUUUACUGUCAGUAAUGGUGGAGUUUUCGGAUCUCUAAUGGGAACACCAAUCAUCAACCCACCACAAUCUGCUAUUUUGGGAAUGCAUGGAACUUUUGAAAGGCCUAUUGCUAUUAAAGGACAGGUGUUGUGUCAGACCCAUGAUGUACAUAGCCUUAACAUACGAUCAUAG
This is a messenger RNA of Macrosiphum euphorbiae (potato aphid), 1374 nucleotides long. Lineage: Eukaryota; Metazoa; Arthropoda; Insecta; Hemiptera; Aphididae. The record is from the annotation of a GenBank genome assembly.